GCAAGUGGAGGAAGAGGGCCUUCCUGCUCAGGCUUCGCUUCCCCUCCAGGCCGAGGAGGCCCUCAUGGCGUUCCGACGCGGUGAAGGCGACGACCCAGAGGUUCUCUUCCGACGCGGAGCCGGACAGAGUGAUGAUUCUGAUAUAUGGGAUGAUACAGCACUCAUAAAAGCAUAUGACAAAGCAGUUGCAUCCUUCAAGAAUGCAUUGAAAAAUGGAGACUGUUCAGAAUCUUUGGAUAAAACUGAGCAAAAUUCUGGGACAAAAAGAAAAAAUAACAAAAAGAACAAAAGUAGGAAGAAAAACAAUGGUGCACCACAAAAGCAGUGGAGAACUGGUGAUGCUUGCAGUGCAGUUUGGUCUGAAGAUGGCAAUGUGUACCAAGCAACUAUUAACUCAAUUAACUGGAAAAAAGGGACUUGUGUUGUUGUCUAUACGGGAUAUGGAAAUCGGGAAGAACAAAGUCUGUCAGAUCUUCUGCCAGCAGGCGAUGCUGAAGGAACAAAUGAAGAGAGGAGUGCUGCUGAAAAUGAAAAUGAGACUCAAUAUUCUACAGACGAAAGUGACCUCUCUUUCCAGUCACCUGGUAACAAAAAUAAUAAUACAAAAUCAGCACAUUGGAAUUGCCAUUUCACACCACCACAAUUUCCAGGCACACGAAGGACUGGGAUGAAAUUCAGUGGCCCUCCACCUUUCCUCUCAGGCUGGCCUCCACCAUUUCCAUCAGGACCACCGUUGAUGCCUCCUCCUCCUCCAAUUCUGAGUCAAGAUUCUCCUGAUGACGAUGAAGCCUUGGGAAGUAUGUUGAUUGCCUGGUAUAUGAGCGGCUAUCACACAGGCUAUUAUUUGGGUUUAAAACAGAGUCGAAUGGAGGCUGCAUUGGGGAGAAAUGCCCACUCCAAAUGACAUUAGCAAGACAUUCCACCUGUGCAUUGAUCAGCAGUGAAGUUUUCACUGGUGCAGAGAUGACCAAAUGGGUAAUCCAAAGCAGGAAGUACUGCUGAUACAGUGAUUGGCAGUGGUGUUUUCAUUGCUAACAAGAUUACAGACUGGAUGGCCCUCCUUUUAUCUGGUCACCAUACAUUAGCAAUUAGGUGCCUGUUCUGGACUCUUGAGCAAAGAACCUUCGUAUAAAUUUUGAUGUGUGAGGCUACCACUGAUGCUUACAGUGGUUUUCCAAGUUGUUCAAUCUCUUUCUUUUUCUAGUUCUGCAAUGACAAUAGGCUGACACUCAUAUCCAAGGGUGGAAAUAGUGAUCUGAGUAAGAACUGUACAGAGCCAUCAGGAUAAUUAUCCAGUGGUCAAUACACCCAACUCGUUUGAAAUAUUGGUCAAUAAAAUAUUUUUUUUU
Molecule: messenger RNA, 1349 nt
Organism: Anolis sagrei ordinatus
Lineage: Eukaryota; Metazoa; Chordata; Lepidosauria; Squamata; Anolidae
Product: survival of motor neuron protein-like
Biological process (GO): mRNA processing
Cellular component (GO): cytoplasm; nucleus
Molecular function (GO): RNA binding
Source: RefSeq, a predicted model, not a curated record